UUCACGUUAAACGCUUUCUUGCGCCGGUGUAUACGUGGCCGUUAAUCAUAGCAGCAAGAAGUCACGCUUAACUCGAGUCUACCGACCGAGGCUGAAUCGCUACCGUAAACGUUGAAAUCCAACGACGCGCAGCGCAUGAUUCUGGAAACGGAAUACCUUCUAUUUAAACGAUACUAAUCUACCGAAUACGCGAAAUGAGAACACGCCUGCAAGCUCGGACGAUAAACGGAACCGUGUGAAUAAGCCACGAGCCGUAAUUCGUUACACGCGACUGCCACCAACUUCACCGAAUCCUCUCUUACAAUUACAUUGCUCGCCAAUUUCUAAUUUACGUUACGUCGCUAUACAUCGCGAAAAGAUUUUUCCGAAAUGGUCGAAAAACCACGAACAACUGCGUUUCCAAAUAAAAUCGAUCGACUCGUGGCCGACGAUUGAUUCAACUUUUAUAUCUUACUAAUCUUAAAUAGACUAUGGAUUAUCGAUGACUAAGGCAGAUUAAACUUCCGAAAUGACCAACGCUCGCAUGUCCGCGUUUUGAAUCGCAUACCGAGCGAAUGAUACGGUCAGGACUAAUAGUGUCGAGGAUUUCUCUCAAGACGGUCGUAUAGUCGUGUUCAAUUGAAAUACGCACGAACGGGUAAUCUGCGCAAUUACCUCACAUGCAAAUAAAGCUUCGCGAAGAUGGACGGUGACCCGUCGAGUUGACGUCACGUUGCUACACGAGGACACCGUGUUAUAAAUGAUAUUAUACGCCCCUAGUCGUACGUUCCGAAUAUCGUCGGAAUAAGAUAGACAGGAUUCCACGACUGAGACCGUUUUCCAUCGAAAAAGUAUCAACCGAUGAUUCUCUAUAAUUAAUUUGUCUUUGUCGAAUAUAAAUCAUAAUCCAUGCCCGUAUCUCGAUGUCGUAAGGAAAAGUGCUCGAUUGUCGUAGCUGCCAGCCAAUUCCUCCACCGAAUUUAUCUCAUACAUUGGCUCUCGCAGUUGAUCAAUUCCUUAACACGGCGGCUUUGUUAGACUCGACACGACAUCGGCCCGCGUUUCGUCAAACCCCAACACGGUACGUUGCAGCGAAUUGCGCUAAAAAACUGACGCGAAAUCAUGCGCGUAUUUGCAUCCUGUAUUUUUCCAACGUAAAAUGGCUAAAUUCACGGCGCGAGAAAGUGAACGUCCAUGAGGCUAUGAUCCCUUUAAAUCGUAAAUGGGUGACCAACUCGUUUGGUAAAGGGGAUGCAAAGAAGACCAGUCACAACGAACACCGCGAAAUCUUUCUAACUGCGAACGCAAACAAACCGAUGGCCGUAGUUGAUCAAAGGGAAGCGCAAAACGGUCGAAACUUCACACCUGUAACGUCGAAUCGCGCUGACACUGCCACGAGACACCCGUGCGAACCGUGAUCAACUGCUUCCCGACGAAUAGCCAUGAUGAUAUUAAAGAGGCUGACAUGAAAAUCAAGGAAUCUUAUAAAAUGUAUUGGAAGUUAAAAACACGUGCUUUAGAAGAAACUCUUAUAGAUAUUUCAUUUUCUGAUGAGGCAGAAGAUAAUGUUACUAAAACUAUAACGUGUACAUCAUCUGAAGAAAUUAAAGAUGAUAAUAAACCUCUAAGGAAUAAAGAGAAACAAGUUUUAGAAAUUAUAAUUGGACAAGAUAAAAAAGAUUCAGAAAACAUAGAUGAAAAUAAUGGAAGAAAUACAGAUUUAAAAAGUAUACAAAAUACAGGCAAAAUAGAUGAUGAAGAUAGAAAUCCAGAAGAAUGUCAAAGUCAGCAUACAGUUAAUAGUUUGGCAGCAGAGGAAAAUAAAUAUAAAAAUGUAAAAGGUGUAUGGGGUGAUCAUUUAAGUAAAAGUAAUGAGCAAAUACCCAAAAAGAAAAAAACAUUACCUAUAGCCAGAGUAUCUUCUUUUCAACUGUCGCAAAAUAAAUUUACAAGUUCAAACUUUAUAAAAAGGAAUCCUAGAAAAUCCUUGUCUGCAACAAAAGUAAAAAAUAAAUCUGAAAAUUAUAAUGACGUUAGUAUAAAUACAUUGGAAAAAAACACAAACAUAGAACUAAAUAGUAAAGAUAAUUUUGAUAUUAAUGAAGAAACAAAGUCUAUAUUUGGUAAGUCUAUGAAAGUAACUUACGUGGAGUCUAAGCCUGCUACUCAAUCAAUUGGUACAAUACAACAAUUAGUCGAAGGACAUACUGUUAGUAGAAAUUUAAAUCCUGGGUGGUUAGACAGGUGUGCCAAACAAAGUAACUUGGUUUACCCAGCAGUUGAUUUACAAAGACUUUCUGGAACAAGCGAUUCCGGAACUGAAUCACUGGACACAAGUAUUCAUUUAUCUAAAGAAACACUUGUGUCUGAAUCACAAGAAACUUUUCAGAUAUCGGACGAAGAAGAUUUUGUUUGUAACAGUGAUUCAGAAGAAAAACAUAGAAACAAACGCAUUAGAAAUUUCAAAAAAAGAUUCAGUGAUCAAGAAAAUCAUCCUAUCAAAAAAAUGUGUCAUGAAAAUUGUACAAAUGGCCUAAUACCAAGUAAGACAACAUUCUGUGAAGAAAAAUGUAACAACUUAAAUAUAACUAAUAUAGAUUUAGUUAGAAAUAAUAGCAUAAAUGAUAAUGUAAAUAUUCAGACAAAUUUGUCUAAUAAUAUUGAUAAAUGUAAGGACAAAAUAACAGAUGUACUACAGACUGUAGAUACAAAUACACAUAAUGAAGAGAAUAUAGAAAAAUCAUCUAAAGAAAAAUCAGCAAGUUCUAAAAUUCGAAAACAAGUUAAAUGUAUUUCAUCUGAUGAUUCAGAUCCUGAUUUCAGUGAAAGUGAUGAAAAGAAGAAAAUAAGCAAGAAGAAAGUAUCAAAAACAAAGAGAACAAGUACAACAAGAAAGAGUAAAGUUACCAAAGGAUCAACAUCGACAAAUAAGAUAAAACAUGCACCUACAACAAGGAAGUCUUAUAGAAAAAAGAAGGAUAUACAAGAUGAAGAAGAUGUUUUAGAAAUGUCUAAUGUAGAUCUUGAAAGUACAGAAGAUAAGAAAGCUGAAAUAUAUGGAAUAGAAACCUUAGAAGCUGUUCCACGUUUUGCAAUGUGCAAAAGUAACCAAGGAGAUCUUAUUGAACAAUUUGCUAAAUCUAUUUCCUCAAAAACUGAUGAUUUAAGUUUUUCUCUUGAACCUAAGGGGACAACUAUGAAACUAAAGGGACAAUUAACAAGUAGAGAAAAAUUGGAAAAGAAAGUAGCAGAUGGAAAAUUAAAUGAAAACUUUGUUAGGAUAAAUUUAAAGAAAAAAAUAUUUGUGCGUGGUAAAAAGAAUUUUAAUUUUUCAAAAUAUAGGAAGAAUCAAUGGAAAGAGAAAAAGAAAGAACUUGCAUCUAGCGAGGGUAAUUUAGUAGUAGCUGAUUUUGUAGAAAAGAAAGGUGCAUCCAGUUGUUUUAAAUGCGGAAAUAUCGGCCAUUCUUCAAGGUAUUGUCCAAAUACAAAAAGCGAUGAUUUAAUUCCGUUAAAUGAGAUAGAUGAAAGUUCGGAAUUUCCAACCUUAGAAGAAGCUCAGAAAAUGGCCAGUCAAAAUGCAAUUACAGCACAUGCUAAUAGAAUUGACCGUUUACCGGAGAAACCAUCGUACUCUCUUGAAACAGAGUCUGAAUUGACAGGAAAUGAAAUGAAGGAUAAAACUGACGAUAACGAUUUAUGGGAACCUAUUGAAGACGAAAAUAUUUUAUGUGGGUAUAAAAUUCCCGAAGAUUUGGUACAAAAGUUAUUACCACCAGAAAUUGGUACAGUACAGCCACUAUAUAAACUUAAAGAAGAUCAGUCGUGCAUAGAAACACCAUCUGAAGUUUUCAACACCUUGCGAAAAUUUGGUCAUGAAACAUUUAGACCUGGACAAGAAAAAGCUGUAAUGAGAAUACUUUCUGGUCAAUCGACAUUGGUAACUUUAUCUACUGGUUCUGGAAAAUCUUUAUGUUACCAGUUACCUGCAUAUCUUUAUUCUAAAUACUCCAAUUGUAUCACUUUAGUGAUAUCACCAUUGGUCUCCUUAAUGGAUGACCAAGUAACGGGUGUACCUUCGUUUUUAUCCGCAGCUUGUCUGCAUACUAAUCAAACGCAAAAAGUAAGAGAUAAUGUUAUGGAAAUGGUGAAACAAGGAAAAGUGAAUAUUUUAUUAAUUUCUCCAGAAGCUGUAGUAGCUGGAGAAAAAUCAACUGGAUUUGGUGCUUUGUUAAGGCAGCUUCCACCAAUUGCUUUUGCAUGUAUAGACGAAGCUCAUUGUAUUUCACAAUGGUCUCAUAAUUUUCGUCCAUCAUAUCUUAUGGUUUGCCGAGUUCUUAAAGAAAAAUUAGGUGUCAAAACAGUAUUAGCUCUUACUGCUACUGCAACAAAAGCUACUGCAGAAAGCAUAGUAAGCCAUUUAGAUAUAGAAGAAGGAAUGGCGGGUGUUAUCUCUGAUAUUCCAAUACCUAGAAAUCUGCUGUUUACAAUUUCUAAAGAUGAAAAUAGAGAUCAGGCUUUAAUCAAAUUAUUAUUAAGUGAAAGGUUUAAAAACUGUAGCUCAAUUAUUAUUUAUUGUACUCGUCGAGAUGAAUGUGUAAGAAUUGCGAGUUUUCUAAGAAUUGCUUUCUCACAGGACGGAAAUAAUUUCGAGAAACGAAACACCAAACUAUCUUUUAUCGCGGAAGCAUACCAUGCUGGUUUAUCGGCUCAUCGCCGAAAAAUUGUUCAGAAAGCAUUUAUGGGUGGACAAGUCAAGAUCAUUGUUGCUACUGUAGCUUUUGGUAUGGGUCUUAAUAAGGCAGAUAUUCGCGCUGUUAUACAUUACAACAUGCCUGGCACUUUCGAAGGAUAUAUCCAAGAAGUCGGGAGGGCUGGUCGAGAUGGACUUCCAGCCCAUUGUCAUUUAUUUUUAAAUCCAAUGGAAGAUAAGGAUAAAGUAGAAUUGCGACGGCAUAUUUAUGCAAAUGGAAUAGACAGGCAUACAAUCAGACGAUUGCUUCAAAAAGUUUUUCUUCCGUGUUCAUGUGCAAAAUUACGUGAAAACAAAGGAGAUCGUAGGUGUCCUGGUCAUGAAGUUGCUAUUCCGAUUGACGAUACAGUUGCGGCUUUAGAUAUUUCAGAGGAAAAGAUUUCAACGCUUUUGUGUUAUCUCGAAUUGCAUCCUAAAAGAUUUAUUACUGUUCUUUCAUCUGUAUAUAUCAGGGCUAGAAUUUCAAGUUAUAACGGUCCUCAAGCGCUAAAGCAAGCUGCUCAGACGUCGCCACCACUUGCAAUGGCAAUAGCAUUAGAUUUACAAAACGGUAUUUCUCAUGAAAAGGAUAACGUUAUUGAGUUUCCGGUUGUGGAUGUUGCAUCUGCUAUUGGUUGGGAUAGUGGUGUAGUAAAAGGUCACCUUAAAAAUUUAGAAUGGAAAGCAGUCAAUGGAGUUCCGAAGCGAUCAGCUAUUUCAGUAAGAUAUGAUAAACUUGGUUUAAGAGUAAAAGCCCCAGGAGACUUGACAGAAGUGGAAUUAGAUGAAGCACUAGAUGCUUUAGUUAGCCGCGCUCAAUCUCAAGAAACUUCAUCUUUACAACAACUUGAGACAAUUAGUGUUAUGCUACACAAGUUUAGUGUACCAUCUGUAGAAGAGUGUCUUAUAUUGAACGAUGAAAUGAUUAACAAGUCUGAUCAAUUAAAAGACGUUAUUCGCAAUUACUUUGAGGGAAAAGUUCUAUUAGAUAUCGAUUUAACACAACAAAAUGUAAUGGAAAAUGAAGCGCAAGUAGCCUGCGAUGUACGAAAUUUGAUUGUAAGUUACCGUGACAACAAUUUCACUGGACGUGCAGUCGCACGAAUCUUUCAUGGGAUACAAAGUCCAAAUUACCCUGCUUAUAUAUGGAAUAAAUGCCGUUUCUGGAGGGCUCAUAUUUCAUUUGAUUUCAAUGCUUUAUGUCAAAUUGCGACAAGAGAAAUUUUAGCUUUACGUUAGGAUGAUUAUUUCCAAUGAUUCAAAGAAAUUUUUAAUGACUUUUUAAACGUUACCGUACUAUAACUGCUAUUCUUAUAACGUUAAAAGUUACAAACAUCUUAUAUUAUUAUCUCUAUAGUCCCUGAAUGUAUGAGGCCUGAGUUAUGUAUUUAUAAGUUCUCCUGUCUGACAUUGAGAAUUUUAUUUUAAAAAACAUAAAAGAUUAAAGAUUAUAUAACACUUUAUUGUUUCCAUAACAAAUGACAAAAUUCAUAUAGAUCAUAGUAUACAAAAUAUUUACUCGAACGUGCCUUAAAAGAGUAACUUAUUUUUUUUUAUAUUUAUAGAAUAAACUUUAAAUACUUUUUAAAAGAAAAGGUAAUGCGAUAAUUAUUUCCUUCCAUCAUUGUUGUAAUUUUAACGUGUAACAGUAAUAAUUAUAAAUUUGUAUGGGUACAUUAUUAGUUUCAGUAUAUACUAUACAUAUCUCCAAUAUAAAACUUUGUUCCUGCACCGUUGUUAUAUUUAAUUUUUUGUAUUUUUGUUAGUAAAUUCAAUUAAUUUACGACAAUAAAAUCUAAGUGAAAAGAAAUCGCAAAUAAAUUUGUCAUCUCUUUAACAUAAAGAUAUAAUACGAUAUGUUCUUGUCAAGGCGGGCUGGAAUGUUUUGUUUUUCGCUUUCUUUUUCUCAUUUUAAGUUCUAUAUUCUUCAGUAUUCUAAGCCAAAAAUUUCACGUUACCACUCUUUUCAUAUAAU
Messenger RNA from Bombus terrestris (buff-tailed bumblebee), 6683 nucleotides. It is a transcript of the gene RecQ4, whose product is annotated as ATP-dependent DNA helicase Q4. Gene Ontology annotation, cellular component: cytoplasm; chromosome; nucleus. NCBI's taxonomy places the organism in Eukaryota, Metazoa, Arthropoda, Insecta, Hymenoptera, Apidae. The record is from RefSeq and is a predicted model, not a curated record. Gene Ontology annotation, molecular function: zinc ion binding; four-way junction helicase activity; nucleic acid binding. The coding region runs from base 1445 to 5947 and encodes 1500 amino acids. The transcript is spliced from 9 exons. Gene Ontology annotation, biological process: DNA replication; double-strand break repair via homologous recombination.